Molecule: messenger RNA, 3451 nt
Organism: Amphibalanus amphitrite
Lineage: Eukaryota; Metazoa; Arthropoda; Thecostraca; Balanomorpha; Balanidae
Exons: 7
Coding region: 161-3127 (988 amino acids)
Molecular function (GO): protein binding
Source: RefSeq, a predicted model, not a curated record
AGAGCGGCCGGUCGGCGGUGCGGGAGGUGACGGGGGAGGUGGUGUGUCGGUGUGACGGCGACUGACCCAUGGACUGAACAGACACUCGAGGGGAGAGGGGACCAAGAGGACUGCAAACGCCGAAACCGGGGGACCCGGCAGGACUCCGCCUCAGGUGGCGAUGCGUCUGUUCCGCCGGCGGGGGUCCGACUCGGCCCCCCAGCUGGUCAGCCUGUCUCCGCUGCGCAGAGAGGAGGGUGGGGACCCAGAGGACCCCGCCUCUCCACCGCUCAUCAAACCGUCCAUCAUCUACAUAUCAGCCGACGAGCAACACAAAAAAGACGUGUCGACGUGGGGCCGCCGGGUGGGCCGUCGUCUGUCCCGUCUGACCCGGUCGGGGAGCAGCGAACAAAUCAGCGGCUCCAGCAGCUCGGGACGCCGGCGGUGGCGCGUCUCGGAGCCCCGCACAGAGCACCGGAUAGAGCCCCGACCGGAGCACCGCCCGGAGCACAGACAGGAACACCGCCCGGAGCACCGGCCGGAGCACAGACCGGAUCACCGCCCGGAGCACCGCCCGGAGCGCCGCCCGGAGCGCCGCCCGGAGCCGGAGCCCGACCCGGAGACCCGCAGUCUGCGCGCCGAGCGCCGCAAGGUGGACAGGGUGGAGAGUAUCCGCAACCUGCUGCGCCGGCCGGUGGUGGCCGUGCGCGACCGCGAGCGGCGUGGAUCCGACACGGCGCUGCCGCUCACCCCGGUCACCGAGCAGCGCCAGUCGCGGCCGGCGCGGCCCGUCAAACGCAGCAUCAGUCUCUACAAGAGCGCCUCCACCAGCCACCUCGACAGCGACCUCAACAGUCUGAAGGAUGCGCUCCGACAGUCCCGUGAGCAGGGCGUCUGGAACCAGUCGGCCUACCUGCCCACUAAGACGAUGAGCUGCGACAAUAUCAUCGAGAUAGGUACUAAGAACGUGCUACCGCCGCCGGAGAGCCGGAGAUACCCCCUCUCCGUGCUGCCCGAGGAGCCGGGACCGGUCACCCUGCGCAGGAAGGUCACUAUUGGGGACGUCCGAUCUCGCAGUCACGAGGGUUUCCUCAGUGAUGGUCGGCCUCGGCGCUACCAACCAGCGCCGUCGGCAGGCCAGAGGCAGCGAAUGGGAGUGAUGGGCGGCGGCCAGCCGGCUGAGCACCGGUUCGUGUCAGCAGGAGGUCACACCGCGCGCAGUGUGGGUAACAUCACCAUCAGUCUGUCGGAGGGAGCGGUGGGCGGAGACAAACGUCCCCUCCACAUGGUCUGUUCUACGGAGAGCGGGUACGACAGCGACGGCACCCGACGCAGCGAGGGCUCUCCGCCGGGCAGCACGCGCCGCAUCAGCGUCCACAGCACCUCCAGCGAGGACAGCGGCAAACUAUCCACCCACGAGCUGCGGUCGGCCAGAGCGCGCACAGUGCCCGCCGACAUAGGAAGGGUUUCCGGCUCGGGGUACCAGACGCGUGUCAUCUCCAUAUCGCCGGAUCCCCGGGAGGAGGAGCGCUCGCCGUUCGCCUGCCAGCGCAGUAACACGGUGCUCCGCCAGCCGCCCAGCGAGCUGUGGUUCAGCGACGACGCCAACCUGUCCUCCUGCUCGGCCUCAGAGCCGGCAACGCCGCCAAAGAAGUUCAUACAGCACAAGUCGCGUCCGGCCAAGCCGCCGCGCAAGUCACUGCUGCGAGAGCAGGUGACGGAGAUCUCCACACAGACGUCGCUGCCGUGGGACCGCAGCCAGUAUGACGAGCUCUCAGACACGGAGAGUCUGUCCGGUCUGCACCGGAGCGACACGGUCCGCCGGCGGUAUCCCGAGCCGGGAGGUCACGGCCGCGCCGGCGACAGCGUCGACCCGCCCGAGCGCGGGCACACGGGCGUCUACUACGCUCGCCGGGCGCCCACCAUCGACCCGCGAUCCCGGUCCGAGAGUCACCUGCUGUCAGAGGGUUACGGUCGGUCCAGAUCGGAGAGCUACUCGCGGGACCGCGGGGAUCCCUCCGAGGUGCCGACCCGGGGCCGGAUCCGGAUGGGGACCCGGGAGGCAGCCCGCGAGCCGGGCCGGCCGCCGGCCCGGCCCCGAUCCACGGGUCACCUGGUGGCGGCCGGCGGCGGUCCGACCAGCCCGGCAGCGCUGCCCUCACUGCCGGCAGACUUUACCAACAAACAGUUCAAGAUGCUGCGCGUCAAAAAGGCCGACGGAGACUCACUCGGGAUCUUCAUCGCCAGAAACAGCGGUCACGGUUAUCUUAUCGCCGAGAUGGAGCCCAACGGCGCCAUAGCGAGGGACGGCCGUUUCAAGGUGGGCGACGAACUGGUGAACGUGAACGGACGCCGACUGCGUGGCUGUGCCCUCGAGUCGGUGUUGGACGUGCUACAGGACCCGUCGCCCGAGCUGGACAUUGUCAUAGCGCGCGACUUCCACCCGGACCGGCUGCAGCCGGCCGCGCCGCCGGCCGGUCAGCACGUGGUGGUCAUCUCUGUACCGGACACGAGCGGCGGCGGCGGCGGCGGCGGCGGCGCGUCCGGCUCUCGGGACGAGCUGCUCGACGAGCCGGACGACUCGCUCGAGUACCCGGCCACGGGCUCGGAGCCGUACGACGCCUCCGAGGCGGACGAGUACCGGCGGCCCGAGUCGGUGCUGUCGGCCGUCUCGGGCUACUCGGUGUCCAGCGCGCAGUCGGUGUCGUCGGUGCGCGAGCUGCUGCGCCGGCGGCACGAGCAGAGGGCCGGAGCCCGAUCCGCCAGCUCCACGUCCUCCUCCCGCCGACCCAAGUCACUCAUCACGUCUCUGCUCACCGUUUCCUUUGAGAAAGGUGCAGGCAAGAAGAGCCUCGGCUUCAGCAUCGUCGGAGGCCGCGAUUCGCCCAAAGGCAACAUGGGAAUCUACGUCAAGACGGUCUUCCCGAACGGACAAGCCGCCGAAGAGGGCAAGCUGAUAGAGGGUGAUGAGAUCCUGGCGGUGAACGGUUACAGCAUGCAAGGCCUGUCGCACGGCGAGGCCGUGGUGGUGUUCAAGUCGGUCCGAUCCGGACAGGUGAUUCUGUAUAUCGCCCGCCGUGAGCAGUACGGGCGACGGAGGACGACCAAAUCGAUGUCUUGUGAUGAACUAGAUUGCGUAGAAAACUGACGUCGCGGAAAAAGAAGUAGCAAGAACGAAGCCAAGUAGCAUGUGAAACCAAAAGAGUAAAGGGUCACACGUAUUCUUCGAGGAGUCUCUCGGAAGGAAUGUGUCUACAUGUGCUUCGGGUGCCUGUUUUGCUUGCCUGAGAGACAGCUGUGGGGAUGGACAAGCGCUGCCAGUCUGAAUCUGUCUAGUGUCAGCUUCAGUUUCGUGCGCGAAUCUCUUCGCGGCGGGUGAAUUUAACUAGGCCGCGCACCUCAGCCGUAAAGUAUUAGUGCGAGUGGUUCUUGCAUAGCUGCAGAGCGAACGUUGUGUGACUUGUGUCGGUGC